This is a messenger RNA of Camelus dromedarius (Arabian camel), 3948 nucleotides long. RefSeq names its product MEFV innate immunity regulator, pyrin (gene MEFV). The transcript has 9 exons. Gene Ontology annotation, biological process: protein ubiquitination. The coding region runs from base 92 to 2119 and encodes 675 amino acids. Gene Ontology annotation, cellular component: cytoplasm. The record is from RefSeq and is a predicted model, not a curated record. Lineage: Eukaryota; Metazoa; Chordata; Mammalia; Artiodactyla; Camelidae. Gene Ontology annotation, molecular function: zinc ion binding; ubiquitin protein ligase activity.
CUCUGGGCUCCAGGACAAAGAGCCUUUGUUCCCAAAGUGCUUUUGCUCCCCUCAGAAGCCAGACAGAUGUCUCCAGCCUCUCUUGGUCAACAUGAUGGCCAAGACCCGUAGUGACCAUCUGCUGUACUCCCUGGAAGAGCUGGUGCCCUAUGACUUUGAGAAGUUCAAGUUCAAGCUGCAGAACACCAGCCUGGAGAGGGAACACUCCCGGAUCCCCCGGGGCCAACUCCAGACAGCCAAGCCAGUGAAGCUGGCCACUCUGCUGGUCACCCACUAUGGGGAAGAGUAUGCCGUGCGACUGACCCUGCAGGUCCUGAGAGCCAUCAACCAGCACCUCCUGGCAGAGGAGCUCCACAGGGCCGUUGUCCCAGAGUAUCAGAUGCAAGAAGGUGGCACAGACAGCUCAGCCAUGCCUUACUCCUCUGCGGAGAUUAAGCCCAAGAGCCUGAAGAUACCAGAUGGCCUGGAAGGGGACAAGCAGCGACAAAGUGGUGAUAUGGCUGGCUGCCCACCAUCCAUCCAGCCCGAGGCUGGUAGGGGGCCCCAGAAGAAGCCUCAGGGAAAACGGAGAGACCUGAAAGGCACUGAGGUCCUGGAUGUGCAGGGCAAGCCAGGGGCCAGGAACAUGACUCUGUCUUCCAAGAGAGGCCCAUUCCCCAGCAAGCCUCAGGGGGAGAAGGGGAGCGAUUCCAGCGUCAGGCUACGCAGGAAUGCCAGCUCUGCGGGAAGGCUCCAGGGACUCUCCAGUGGGUCAUUGGCUGGGUCCCUGGGAAGGAGAGAAUUGAGAACAUCUGAGGCAUAUUCACCUUCCGGAAAGAAGCGACCCAAAAGUCUUGAAUUUGCCAUUUCUCCAGUAGAGACAGAAUUUCUCAAUCCAGAAAUUCUUCUGCUUCAAGAUAAAAUGAGAAGUGAGAAUCCAGGCUCAGCAGCCACUCCCCGUGAAGUGGCCAUUCUGACUGUAGGGGCUACUGGGGCUCCAGAGAGAGGAUCCAAGAAUCCACAACAUCCCAUGACCCUGGAAGGAGGAGCACUCAGGAAUACACUUUCCAAUGUAUCAUUGGCUGGAAAGAAGACCUGGGAGCAUCCAGAAUCCACAGUAUGUUCAGAGAAGAAUGGAAUUGAGGCUCCAGAGACCUCUAAGACCUUGGAGGAGGUGGUAGGCGGUGUGCUCCACGAGCCUUCAGAUCCAGAAGACUAUCCGUCUUCAGGGAGGCUGCAGAACAAGGCUGUGUGUCCCCUUUGCCGCGCCCAGGAAGGAGACCCUGUUGGUGGCAGCUGUGUGCACAACUCCUGCAACUGCUCUAUUGCUUCCGGGGAUCCUGAGCCCUCAUGCGGCUGCUCACCCAGCUGCCCUCGGUGCCAGGACUUGCACCCAGGGAAGAGUUAUGGAAGUUGUGAGCAGCAGGAAGGCCUGCAGAUGGCCGGCCUGAGUCCCAAGUCCCUGCCACAGUGUAAGCGUCACAUGAAGCAAGUGCAGUUGCUCUUCUGCGAGGACCACGGGGAACCUAUCUGCCUCAUCUGCAGGCUGAGUCAGGAGCACCAAGGUCACCGGGUACGCCCCAUUGAGGAGGCCGCCCUGGAAUACAAGGAGCAAAUUCAGAAGCAGCUGGAGCAUCUGAAGGAGUUGAGAAAAUCUGGGGAGAAGCAGAGAUCCCAGGGAGAUAAGAAGACAGAGAACUUCCUGAAACAAACUGAAACUCAGAAGCAGAGAGUCCAGAACCAGUUGGAACAGUUGUGCCAGUUUUUAGAGCAGCAGGAGCAGCUCUUUGUGGCCUGGCUGGAGGAGCUGGGACAGACCAUUGGCCAGGUCAGGGAGACAUAUGGCACCCGAGUAUCCAGGGACAUCGCCCUUCUUGAUGAGCUGAUUGGGGAGCUGGAGGCCAAGCAGUGCCAGCCAGAAUGGGAACUAAUGAAGGACAUCGGAGUCACCCUGCACAGGGCCAAGAUGGUAACUGCCCCUGAGCUGUGGACCACCCCUCCAGAGGUGAAAGAAAGGAUCCACCUGCUUUACCAGAAAUCAGAGUUUGUGGAGAAGAGCAUGAAGCACUUCUUGGAAACCCUGCGCUCAGAAAUGGAAACCUUCAGUGUUCCAGAACUGAUUGGUGUUCAGGCACCCUGAGGUGAGAGGCCUGGACCUGCCGGGUCCCUGUGCCAUCCCCCAGCGUGUUACAGAAGAACAACCCUGUCCAUGUUUCCCGGAUAUGGGGAGAAUCCUGUGGGGAUGUUGCCCAUGGACCUCCAGCCAGGAAUUCUAAUUCUCUCUGCAGUUGAUGUAAUUCUGGAAGCGGAAACUGCCCACCCCAACCUCAUCUUUCACCUUCUCUGAUGACUUGAAGAGUGUGAGACUUGGAAAAAAGUGGGACCAUCUGCCUGACAGUCCAGAAAGAUUUGAUAGCUGAAUCAUUGCCCUGGGCUCUCUAAGCUUCCUCUCUAGCCACCAUUGCUGGGAAGUGAAGGUGGGAGACAAGACAAGGUGGGUCCUGGGUGUCUGCAAGGCAGCCACCAGCAGGAAGGAGACUAUGACUCUGUCACUAGAGAAUGGUUACUGGGUAGAGAUGAUGAUGAAGCAAAAUGAGUACCAGGCAUCCACUUUUCCCCUGAACCAGAUGCGGGAAACUGAAGAGGCAUGUGGGUACCUUCCUGGACUACAAGGCUGGGGACACUUCCUUUUACAACGUGACACAUUGUAAAUCCCACAUCUACACAGUCACUGGCUUCUUUUCCUCUGGGCCCUUUCAACCUAUCUUUAGCUGCAGGACACAUGAUGGAGAGAAGAACUUGGAUCCUCUGACCAUCUGUCCAGUGGGCACCCAGGGGCCUCACUGAAUGCCCAACACUCUGCAUCUCUCUUCAGGCUCCUGGCCUUGUAUCUCGAAUCCAUACACUCAAGAGUCACUAUGGAACACCUACUGAGUUCUGGCUGCUGUGGGGAAUAUAAUGAAUAAGAGAAUAGUCCCUGCCAUGGAUUUCAGAGAAGGAAGCACAUGGAUGUUGCUUUAUAAAUCCUUGUAUGAAUUAGCACCCACAGAUGCUCCUGAGUCAGAGAGCCCACUGUUGUUCGCCCUCAGGCCCCCCAAACAAGGAUUUGUUCCCUCAUUCUAUCCUCCCUUGUCUUGAGUACUUCGGAAGCCUAAGGAAAAAACAAGUAGAGUGGAUUGUCAUCAAUCAUUUUUGUACUUGGAUUAACGAACUGUGGUUCUUAAGAGCACUGGCUGAGCCUCAUAAAUAAAUCCAUUAGAAAAUGUCGUCAUAAUUGCAGUUGUCACUCAGUCGAUCACUAUGAGAUCCCAAGUCCCUACAGAAGAUCACAAGGGAAAUGGGGCUGCUGUCAGAAAAACAUCUGACACAUGUUCCAAGUGUCAGAUUAUUCUCCCCUGAUCUGUAUCUGCAAAGCUGUGGGCCUGUGGAAUAUGAGAUGUUCUAGUUCACAGAUGUUCCUCUAUCAUCCUCCACUUAAAGAGAUGUAAAGAGAGGGAUGUCAGAGAAAAGGAGAGUCAAUGAAGAUUCAACUCCAAACUCUCCUACUCCAACCUCUCUUCCCAUCUCCACACUAGCGCCUACACUGGACUUGGGUUCUCCAUGGUUGUCACCAGAGCACAAAACACUUGCUUUGCUUUUUUCAUGGAGCUUUGUUCUAUGUGCAUAAUGCACAUGCUGGCACAGUUCACAUAUGCUAUUUGUUCAGUGUUCCCUAUGGUUGGUCAUUUGUUGUUCCCAAGUCUCCCUCCUUCUCUUUCCAUGAACAGCAUGGUGUGUAUUUCCAUCAACUCCCCAUACACAUAUUUCCUCUACUGUUUUUCCUAAAAUGGUUCUAGAAUGUGAACUAUUUUGAUAACGCUUGCAGUAGUUGGCCAUACAAUCCUUUGGAAAAGAUUUUUAAAUGUUUCAUGUUCGAAGCAAUGUUUGUCAUUUUAAAUAUUUUUGCUGAUUUAAUAGAGAUUUAAUGGA